This is a messenger RNA of Ictalurus punctatus (channel catfish), 2591 nucleotides long. RefSeq lists its product as uncharacterized. Bases 153 to 695 code for a protein of 180 amino acids. NCBI's taxonomy places the organism in Eukaryota, Metazoa, Chordata, Actinopteri, Siluriformes, Ictaluridae. The record is from RefSeq and is a predicted model, not a curated record. The transcript is spliced from 10 exons.
GAUUUUGUUGGUUACAAAAUGUUCUAAUUUGGACAUUUUAAUAUUUCGCACAAUUUUUCUACAAUGAAAUAUAGCGAAACAUUACGAGUUUACACUGACCAAUGUCUUGUCCUUACCUAGUAAAAUACCAAGUCUGAGAUCAGUCUGCAGAUAUGAGUGGUCCAGUGGCUCAUGUGGAAAAUGCACAUGUGGCAGUAUGGAUUGCAUUGAAGAGGCUUGACCUUAAUGAUGACAGAGUUAUAGCUCUGAGAGAAGUUCACAUUCCCAGAGGGACAAAAAUGGCCACAGUGAAACAGAUUGUAGCUCAUUCUUUCAGACUGGAUGUUGCUCAGGUCACCUUCAAGAUACGAAACAGUCAAGGAUUUUUAAUCCCUUUGAAUGGCCGCAUACCAGUGAACACCAAACAAAUGCCUUAUGUCUUGGAGGUGACAAGAUAUUUUCAGCAUGUUAAUGCAAAAUCCAGAGACAUUGCCAUGACGGUGAUAAGUAGAAGCUUCAAGUCAAGACUACAGAGUAUUGUGAGAAGGAUUGAAAGACUGGAAGAACUCCUGCCUCAAAUCAAGCAAAAGCAGAAUGAGAAGAUGGUGAAGGAUGUUGAACUGUUGAACCAGAAGCUGAUAUUCCUACACAAAAGAAUGCAGAUGGCAGAGUCAUACUGCUGGGAGGGAAUGUUUAAACGAGCACCACUCUGGUGAUAAUUCUUUUUUUUUUUUUGUUCUCCACUCCAACCUCCUGGGUAAACAGCAGGGAAUUUUAGCGUUUUUCAAACAGUUAAACUAUGUGCUCAACUCGUUUACUUACUAAAAUAGUAAUGCUGAAAAACACUUACCAAAGCAUUGUGUCACUGGCCAUUUAUCAGAUUCAUACAUUUAUUCAUUGCAUUACUGCAUAAUGUACAACCUAUCUAUACUUUCAGCAAUAAGCAGUUCGACAAGUGUUAAUGAUAACAUUGUCUAUGUUUACAUGCACAUCAAAUUCCAUUUAAGGGCUAUAUUCGUGUUGCGGUCAUGCUUCUUUCCUACAGCUAAGCAUAUGUUAGCACCCACAAUUCCUUGUGGACUGAGCAUGCACAUAUAUCUCCUUUCAGUGGAUUUUCUGAAUAAGGUGUUUAGAUUCGGCACAUUUCAGAUUAAAACAGGCAUAUUCAGAAUUUGGGGUAUCAGAAUAUUGUCCUUAUCUGAAUUGGGUAAUUGGACUGCAGUUUAUCUGACUCAUUUCUAUUCGGAAUAUUGAUUUGCAUGUAAACAUUGCCAUUGACAACAUGAUGUAAUAAGGACUUUUCUUCACCUGUAUUGAAAAUGGGUUCACAAGGCUUUUCAGCACUAUGCACUUUUGUGGCAUACAAGUGCAUUACUAUUUCUUAAAACAAAUACUAAUAUUAAAAGUAAAAAGCAACAGCAUCUCAGUGAGAUGCUGGGUCACCAGAUUGCCUUGGAUUUACACCAUUUCAUAUUCAUCAAACCAUUAAGUAAGUCCUUAGAAGAGACUGUAUCCAUGAGGAUAGAAAAUGUUCAUCAUAGACAUGAUCACUUUGUACUGAUUUGCGUUCCAUCUAAAGGGAAGAGUGGACCCAAACCAUGUCAGCAAAAUGACCUUCUCAACUUAACAGCCACAAAUAUUUAAAUUUGUUACCCGUUUAUAUAUUGUGAUAGUGAACCUAAAGUAGGUAUUUUGUAUUAUAAAGUGUAACUGCUGACACACACAUGCAUUGACAUUUAACAGUGUCCUCCUUUUUCAAAUUUUUUCACAGGGAAGAAUUUUGUUGGUUUUGUUAUUCCCAUUAAGAGGUUUGACCAUGUUUAAAACAAGCAACAGAUCAGCAGAAUACUAUCUAGGUCUAUAAUCAGUAGUCUCACACCCUAUUGAGUAUAGAUUUGCCCAGUCUUUUUGAUAGAGUAAAGAAAAGCAUGUGACUAGUUUGUCUCCACUUGUUUAUUGUUUCAGGAAAAUGUCAGCCUAAGCAAAUGUUCACUGUCUCAGAACUCCCAAAGAUGCUAAAAAGUACCAAAAUAUAUUUUCCAAAAUUCCAUGUAUAGAAACCUUAUUGAGCUGCAUGAGGGAGACAGAAGACAUAUGUAGAUGACUGGCUCUCACUGAGGACUCCAACCUUACAGCUGCACUACUGAACCUCUGCAGACAUCAAGUCACCCUCAGCCAUUGCAUGUAGUUUGCACAUCCACAACUGAAAAACUAGUCAUUACACUUUGAGCCUCAAGAAGAUGGAUAAAAUACAAAUUAUUUGUUGACACAUACCAAAAGCAGAGGAAUGAUAUUAAUGUUUCAAAUUUAGAUUGUAUGUCUUUGAUUUUAACCCUUCUUAUCAGGAAAGUUAAAUGGCUUUUGCAAAGCUGCUUGUUUUUACUUUCAAAUUUAAAACAAUUGCAUCAAUCACAUAAUUUACAAAAAGAAAUGUAUUUGAAUACAAUUACAUUGGUGUUCAGAAAGUUACAGAUACUCAUGAUGAAGAAAAAAAAGUUCCUGGAAAAUUAUGUACAAAGGUAUGAGCACAUAAAAGUUCACAAAUUUUAAUUGAUGUGACUACUGUCCUUUGAGUGACAGCUCCACUCAUUCAUGUAGAUAUGUUAAUGAGG